Molecule: messenger RNA, 1446 nt
Organism: Clarias gariepinus (North African catfish)
Lineage: Eukaryota; Metazoa; Chordata; Actinopteri; Siluriformes; Clariidae
Product: BOLA class I histocompatibility antigen, alpha chain BL3-7-like
Exons: 6
Coding region: 56-1129 (357 amino acids)
Biological process (GO): immune response
Cellular component (GO): external side of plasma membrane
Source: RefSeq, a predicted model, not a curated record
GAUAGACCACUACUACUCUGAAAUCAGUGACCUGUUGUGGACAAACCCCGUAAUCAUGCCUAAUGACACACACACUCUGCAGUACCUCUACACUUCCAAUGGGCAUUUCACUGCUGUGGGUCUGGUGGAUGGAGAGCAGUUUGUGUCCUAUGACCGCAACAUCGAUAAGAUGAUCCCAAAGACGGAGUGGGUUAAGAAUAUUGAAGUUAAUGAUACAGGUUACUGGGACAGAGAGACACAGCAUAUGAAGGAUCAGCAGGACUGGUUCCAAGGCUUUGUGUAUCAAACAAAGAAGAGCUUUAAUCCCACUAAAGGAGAUCAUACACUACAGAAGAUGUUCGGCUGUGAGCUCGAUGGUGAUGUCUUCACUAGAGGAUACGAUCAGUACGGUUAUGAUGGAGAAGAUUUCAUCAGUCUGAAUCUGACAAAUGGAACCUGGACUGCAGAUAAUGAUAAAGCUGAGAGAUUUAUAAGGGACUGGGAUCCUAAAGGCACUACGGCUAAAUACUGGAAGACAUUCCUGAAGACUGACUGUAUUGAUCAGUUAAAGAAGUUUGUGUCUUAUGGCAACAAGACUCUGCAAAGGGGAGUUCGUCCCAAGGUGUCAGUGUUCCAUAGAUGCUCAUCUCCUUCUCCAGAGGUGGUGUGUCACGCUACAGGUUUCUUCCCCAAAGCAUUAAACAUCACCUGGCAGAAGGACGGAAAGAACGUGCGUGAGGACGUGGAGCUCAGAGAGACUUUAUCCAACCAGGAUGGAAGCUUCCAGAAGAGAAGCAUUCUGAAAGUCCCAGCUGAGGAGCUGCAGAAACACACGUACACCUGCGUGGUUCAGCACAGCAGCUUGGAGAAGGAGUUAGUGCGAGAAGUACCAAAAGGUGGAGGAUCGAUUGGUGUCAUCAUUGGUCUAGUCGCGGCUCUCAUCGCUCUCAUCGCUCUCAUCGCCAUAGUUGCUGGAUUUGUGGUCUGGAAGAAAAAGAAGAAUUCUGGUAAGAGGAGGAAGAAGGCAGACAGAAAGCUUUCAGAGAACGAGUCAUGUACCAUCUCUAAUUCACGCUUUAAGUUUGUGCAACAAACAUCCACUGUAGCCUCUGAAGGAGAUUCACCCAAUUCAACAACUCUUAAACUGUGACUGCGUGACUUCCUGCUGAACUGAGAGAGUAAGACAUGAUGUAAGACACUAUGUAUGCGUUUUAUGUAACGCAACAACAAAUGGCUGAAACUUUAUCUUUGUAAUUUUAAGCAGUGUUACUCGAUUUGGCACCUCGUCCAGGGUGGACCUGUCUUGUGUCCCCCGAGUCCCCUGGGAUCGGCUCCAGGCCCUCUGUGUCCCUGUACAGGAUUAGCGCUGUAGAGAAUGAGUGAGAAUGAGAGAAGAUAUAAAAGUUAAAACUUGAAUUAGGGAUUGUAAAGUUUAUACAUGUACUGUAAAAGAUGAUUGUAUUUUAU